Tetrahymena thermophila SB210 is the source of this 3174-nucleotide messenger RNA. Its product is annotated as peptidase M16 inactive domain protein. Lineage: Eukaryota; Ciliophora; Oligohymenophorea; Hymenostomatida; Tetrahymenidae. The record is from RefSeq and is a predicted model, not a curated record. Gene Ontology annotation, molecular function: metal ion binding. Gene Ontology annotation, biological process: protein processing. The transcript is spliced from 12 exons.
AUGUUAAAGCGCGUAGUAAAAUAGCAAAUAAAAUAGUUUAGGAAAUCAUUUUGCUUUGUUCCUAAUUACAGGAACACGGAGUUAGCAAGAUUUUUCAAUCCUGAGGACUCAGAGAUUAUUGAAAAGCUCUUUAGAGGAAAACAUAGAGUUUAGUAUUCUCUCGAGAAGGGGCAAGUUGUUAACAAUUUCCAUGUAGAAGAAAUAACAUUUUUAAAGGAAUUCAACAUUAGAGUAUAUGCUUUGAGACACAAAGUGACUCAAGCUAGAUAUAUUCAUUUAGAUUCAUGCGAUAUGAAUAACUCUUUUGCGAUUAUUCUGAGAACACCUCCAGAAAACGAUAAAGGAAUUCCAUUGAUGACUUAGAGAUUGGUGAUGUCUGGAAGUGAAAUGUAUCCUGUUAAAGAAGUUCUUUCACACAUGGCAGAAAAAAGGUCAAUGAACACAUUUAGCGAGCCUUGGACAGGCCCUGAAUUUACAGUUUUUCCAUUUUCUACAACAAACGAGAAAGAUUUUUAUAACCUGUUAGGCGUAUACAUUUAAAGUGUAUUCUAUCCUCUGAAUAGAAGAUUAGACUUUUUGCAAGAAGGAGUUAGAUUAGAAUACGAUGAAGAAAAUAAUCCAAAACUUCCAAUCUCUUUAAGAGGAAAGACCUACGAGGAAAUGUACAAUAAUGAAUAGAUGCAUGAUCACAUUUUUCUCUCAAAUAUUUAAAAAAAGAUAUACAAAGGCAGUCAUCAUUCAAAUUUAGGCAGUGGAACAGUUUAGCAAAUCAGAAAUGCAUCUUAUCAGGAAGUGAUUGAUUAUUAUGAAAAGUAUUACAGUCCAAACAAUGCAAAUUUCUUUUCUUAUGGAGAUUUGGAUUUUACAAAGCACUUGGAGUUUAUUGAUUAAGUUUUGAUGAAAGGAAAGGAGUAUAAAGAGAUAGUUCAUACUUUUAAAUAGCCAGAGUAGAUUUAAUAUAUUCAGGAUAAUGAGAUUACUUGUCCUUCAAAUAGUUAAGGAUCGAUUGGUAUUACUUUUAUGUGCAAUGAUAUUAUAGACAAUCCCUUCGAUACUCUCGCUUUGAGUGUAUUAAGCUACUGUUUGUUUGAAAUGCCUUAGUCCAUUUUCUUCCAAGAAUUCUUGCAAAGCGGAGUAGCCAGUAAAUAUUGUCCUGGAUACGGAUACGACAUUACAAAUAGAAUUGCUACUUUUACAUUUGGCUUUGCAGAAGUCUCCAAUGACAAAUCUGAAUUAAUUCAAAUGGGAGAUAAAAUCAUGAAAAUUUUGAAAGAUAUUUCUGAAAACGGGUUAGACGUUUAAAUGGUUGAUUUUGCUAUUCAUUACAUGGAAGUAAAUGCUAAAGAGGGUAAGGCUGAUUUUGGUCUGAAUUUACUUUAGAAUAUGAUUCCAUUUAUUAUACAUGAUAAGGAUCCGACUGUUGUUUUGAAAAUGGAAGAAAGUUUUGAGAAACUACGCAGAAAAAUUGACGAAGGGCUCAUUUAGUAAUUAGUUAAGAAGUACUUCUUGAAUAACAAUCAUGGAAUAAGAACAAUUGUUACUCCUGAUAAUCUUUUUACUGAUUACGUUAAAAUAGAGGAAACAGAAUACCUCAAAUCAGUGCAAGAAAGUAUGACAAUUCAAGACAUUGAUUUCUUGCAAAAAGAAAAUGAGCAAGUUUUUGUUGAAAUGUGCAAAAUGCAAGAUGUUUCUAUAUUGCCAUCACUAAACACUACUGACAUAGUCCCUUUAGUUGAAAAGUUCGACUAUGAAGAACAAGUAAUAAACGGAAUUAACGUGUGGUUUACUGACUAAGAAACAAAUGGAAUGUCAUACGUAAGAAUUAAAUUUGAUAUAUCCGAUUUAGAACCUGAAUUGCAUCAUUUUUUGGAGCUCUUUUGCAUCGUCUUCCCUCACAUAGGCUCACAAGGACUUCAAACUAAUUAAAUGGACUUUUUAAUUGAUAACUACACUUCCAAAUUCGAAAUGGAGUCUCACAUCUUCAGAGAUGUUAAGGGCAAAGAUCAAAUUAAAAAAGUAUUGGUAAUGACUGUGGGAUACCUUGAUAAAUAUAUUGAAUAGAGUUUUAGUCUUUUGAAUGAUUUACUUUCUACUCCCAAUUUAAAAAAUCUAUCAAGAAUUUCUGAAUUGUUGUAAUAUUAUGCUGGUAUUUAUGCCAACAAUCUUGGAGAAAAGCCUAUGGACAUCGCAAUCGCUCAUGCUAAUUCAGGUCUAAGCAGGGCUCUCUUUUUAAAUGAUAAAAUGAAAAAAACGUAAGACAUUUGUAGUUUGGCUAUUGAAGUCCUCAAAACAACUUCUCUAAAGCAAGAGUUAGAAAAAAUUUCUUAUUACUUAGAAUGCAUUUACCAAAAAAUGAUUAAUAAAAACAGAAUGAGCAUUUUAAUUCACAGCUAAAAAAAGAACUACAAAAACUUAUAAAAAAGAAUUGAAUUGCUAUCAUCCACUAUAAAAAUCAAUCAACCAAAUUUCAAUAAAUCAAUUAUCAUUGAGAGCGAAAAAAUGUAAGAAUUCAAGGAGAAAUACAACAGAUCAUUCAUUCCUUUGCCUAUUAAUACUAAUUACAUUGUGGAAUCUUUUAAAAUGCCAGAAGUUAUUGAUGGAAAGACUCCUGUUAUGCAUUUAGUAGGUGAAAUUAUGAGAAAUUGUAUUCAUUUUGAAGAAAUUAGAAGUGUUGACGGUGUUUUUGAUGCUGGCUGUUACAUAGAUUUGAAUGGUAGUUUCUCAGUCUUUUCUUAUAGAGAUCAUAGCACUGUUUAAAGAUAUGAAACAUUCGAAAGAGCAAUUCAAUAUAUUACAAAUAAAGACUUUACAGAAAGAGAAUUGAAAGAAGCUAAAAUCAGUUUGUUCUCCAAGAUUGAUAAAAACAUUGAGCCUUAUAAUAAAGGAAUUAAGUGGUUUAUUUAUGGAUUAAAUGAUAGACUCAGAUUAAAUUAUCGUUAAGCUCUCUUAGCGGCCAACUCAUAAAAAGUAAUUGACACUGCUAAUGAGAUUCUUCUUGAAAACAUUAAGAAAGAACAAUCAAGCCAAGUUAUUAUUGGAUCUCAAGCACACAAUCUUAAAAAAUUACUUUCAAGAGGCUGGAAAAUAGAAAAAGCUGUUGAUGGUAUUUCUGUGUCACCUAAAUCAUAUAGAUAAAACGAGAAUCAAUAAUAUGUUUAUAAUGAGUUUAUGUGA